CCUGUAUAUGUGCGAGUCGACCGGUCGUAGUCGUUCUAUCCGACAGGCGACUUUUGUUUUCGAUACAACGCUCAUUCCAACAAAAAUCCAUGAAGAUUCGUUGAAAAAUGGGUGACACAUCGAUUAAUAACCCCGGAGAAAAUUUAGUCAAUCAAGAUGAACUCAUCCUUCAGCAACAAAGAAGCAUCGAGAAAGAGAUAUCCGAAUCAAUACCUCUAGUGGGGGAAAAGGAAUCACUGAAGAGCCUGGAGAGGGAGUACGAGGAGGAUGAGGUUUAUCUGUCAAAGGCUAGGGCACUGGGACAAAAGUAUUCCUACAUUAGAAGAACUAGACCCGAUGGUAAUUGUUUUUUUCGUGCAUUCAGUUAUGCUUAUCUCGAGAGACUGAUACAGAAUAAAGAUGAGUAUGACAAGUUUCGUGAACUCGCAUCAAAGAGUAAGGAUAAUUUAGUUGCACUGGGAUUUCCACAGUUCACGGUGGAAGACUUUCAUGACACGUUUAUGGAAGUCAUUGAGAAGGUUGGCGAUGGUACAGAGGCCAGCAGUGCUGAAUUACAUAAAUUUUUUAACGAGCAAGGUUACUCAGAUUAUAUUGUUGUUUAUCUUAGACUAAUAACCUCUGGUCAAUUGCAAAAAGAAGCUGAUUUUUACCAGAAUUUCAUUGAGGGUGGUAGGACUGUCGUUGAAUUUUGUCAUCAGGAAGUGGAACCAAUGUACAAGGAGUCCGAUCACAUUCAUAUCAUCGCAAUGAGUACAGCCCUUGGUACUGGUGUACGAGUACGUUACAUGGAUCGUGGAGCUGGCACCGAAGUGACAGCCCACGAUUUUCCAGAGGGCUCAACACCAGCUGUACAUUUAUUAUAUCGUCCAGGUCACUACGACAUUCUAUAUCCCUGAUAAUUCUCCUAGCCAGUGUAAAUCUCGAUAUUUACAAGUCUACAUCCAUUUUACAAAUAAUAAAAUCAAUUUUUUUCCGCAUCAA
Messenger RNA from Diachasma alloeum, 981 nucleotides. RefSeq names its product ubiquitin thioesterase otubain-like. Gene Ontology annotation, molecular function: ubiquitin binding; cysteine-type deubiquitinase activity. Gene Ontology annotation, cellular component: nucleus. Lineage: Eukaryota; Metazoa; Arthropoda; Insecta; Hymenoptera; Braconidae. The record is from RefSeq and is a predicted model, not a curated record. The coding region runs from base 108 to 896 and encodes 262 amino acids. The transcript has 5 exons. Gene Ontology annotation, biological process: protein K48-linked deubiquitination.